Messenger RNA from Dovyalis caffra, 2184 nucleotides. The record is from the annotation of a GenBank genome assembly. NCBI's taxonomy places the organism in Eukaryota, Viridiplantae, Streptophyta, Magnoliopsida, Malpighiales, Salicaceae.
AUGGCAAAUCUUGUACCUGGAGUGUUACUCAAGCUUUUGCAGCAUAUGAAUACAGAUGUCAAGGUUGCUGGGGAACACAGGUCAUCUUUAUUGCAAGUGGUGAGCAUUGUACCAGCAUUAGCAGGUGGUGAGUUAUUCCCUAAUCAAGGGUUUUAUCUUAAGGUGUCGGAUUCAUCUCAUGCCACUUAUGCGAGUUUACCUGAUGAGCAUGAUGAUUUAAUUCUUAGCGAUAAAAUCCAAUUAGGCCAAUUUAUUCAUGUUGAAAGGCUUCAAUCAGCCUCACCAGUACCUAUUCUUCGAGGAGUUAGGCCAGUACCUGGGAGGCACCCUUGUGUUGGGAGCCCUGAAGAUAUUGUAGCAACUCAGUCUCCUGGUUUUCUCAAUAAUAGUCAUGUAGAGAAAGUGAAAUCGCCUACAAGGGGUGCUUUGGGCAGUAGUAAUGUUGGAGAGAAGGAUAAAUCGCUGGGGUUUAGGCUCAAUGCUAAUUCCCAUAAGGAGGCUUUGUCGGAUAAGAAAGCGAGUCUGACUCGAUCAAAGUCUCAAUUGGCAAAAAAACAUACACUAAAUUUGGAUUUGAAGAAGGAAUCUGUGGCAAAAUCUAAGUCUUCGAGUUCAAGAUCAAUUCCGUCUUCUCCAACUAGUUGUUAUUCAUUGCCUACUUCAUUUGAGAAGUUCUCAAAUGGGGUUCGGCAGCAGGCUAAGGUUAAGGGAUUGGACAAGGGAUCACCUAGGAUAGUAGAAAGUUCUGUUCUUGGGCCGAGUCCCACUGCGAAGAGGGUGCCGGUGAUCAAGAAUAUUGUUCAGGGGAUUGAGUUUGGUGCCAAAGCUUUGAGGAAAAGUUGGGAGGGGAAUAUGGAGGUGAAGCAUAGAGAAAAUUCAAAAUUGAGACCUGCCAGACACGAUCCAAAGCCUGAAGCUCGGAGUGUUUCGACUCCAAGAAAAAGUACAUCAAGUGAGAGAUUGCCAUCUAACGAGGAUAAUAGGGCUCAAUUAUCUUCUAAGUCAUCUAAAGAGGAGAAUAAAAUUCAGACAUCUACCAAGAGAAAUGUUGCAAAUGGAAGUUUGGAUGAACAAGACAAGUCAAAUAAGUUAAGAACAACUGCUGGAAAGAAAUCAUCAGAGCAUGCUAACAAUGCGUUCCUAGGAAAUCUGGUCAAGGUUUCAGUAAAUAGCAGAAGACUAACUGAAGGAAGUGUUUCAUGGAGUUCACUGCCCUCUUCUCUUGCCAAACUUGGAAAGGAAGUUAUGAAGCAUAGAGAUGCUGCACAGAUGGCAGCAAUAGAGGCUAUUCAAGAGGCAACUGCUGCAGAGAGCUUACUUCGAUGUCUAAGUAAGUACUCAGAGCUGACUUCCUCUGCUAAGGAAGAUAACCCACAGCCUGCUGUGGAGCAGUUUUUAGCUCUUCAUGCAAGCUUGAAUAAUUCUCAGUUGAUUGCCGAAUCUCUUUUUAAAAUUAUCCCAGUGGGUUCUUCCCUAGAUUCUAAUGACAAUACAUCUGAAGAAGCACUAAAAGUCACAUCUGAUAGACGUAAACAUGCAGCCUGUUGGGUCCAAGCUGCUUUGUCCACCAAUCUGUCAUCCUUUUCAAUAUUUACCAAAGAAACUACUUCAGCUCCUAGUCAAGGUCAAAAGUCUACUGUCAGCAAUCAGCCUGUUUUAGUCCUUGAAAACUCUUCUAAGAAUACCUCAACAAAAACUCAAGCGAAAGCUCGUCCAACAGUUGGCUCCAAGCUUGUAGCGACUGGAGCUUUCCGCAAACCAGGGGAAAAUUCUGCCAUUAGUCAAAAGGUGCCACCCCAACCUCCACCAGAAUGGAUCAAAGGAAAUGGCCUUGAUGAGGCCGUGGACCUAGCUGAAAUGUUGCGGAUGGAAUCCCAGGAUUGGUUCUUGGGAUUUGUUGAGAGGUUCUUGGAUGCUGAUGUGGAUAUCUCAGCUUUGUCAGAUAAUGGUCAAAUAGCAGGGAUUUUGACGCAGCUCAAAAGUGUGAAUGACUGGUUAGAUGAGAUUGGAUCGAACAAGGAUGAAGCAGAAACACCCCAUGUAUCAUCAGAGACUGUUGACAGGUUACGGAAGAAGAUUUACGAAUACCUUCUUACUCAUGUCGAAUCAGCUGCUGCGGCGCUAGGUGGUGGAUCACAACCAUCGCCCGCGAUUCGAACUAUAGAGACUAAAACAAAGAGGUGA